Chlorella variabilis is the source of this 330-nucleotide messenger RNA. RefSeq names its product expressed protein. The record is from RefSeq and is a predicted model, not a curated record. The transcript is spliced from 2 exons. NCBI's taxonomy places the organism in Eukaryota, Viridiplantae, Chlorophyta, Trebouxiophyceae, Chlorellales, Chlorellaceae. The coding region runs from base 1 to 330 and encodes 109 amino acids.
AUGUCUGGUCGCAACGACUCCGCUCAGGAGGAUGCCGCCGCCCAGCAAGUUAAGCCCCAGCUCCCCCAGGCCCUGCUACUGCCUCAGCAUGGCUUCCCGGGCCUCGGGGGCAGCCCCUUCUACAUCACGCCACAGCAGGGAGGCAUGCCGCAGCUCGUGACUGCAGGCGGGCAGCCGCUGGCGCCCGGCACCGCCGACCCCGCCUACCUCCAGUCCGCCUACCUCAGCGGCGGCAGCAGCGGCGGCAGCGGCCUGCCCGGCAGCUACACGCUGAGCCUGCAGGAGCAGCAGGCGCUGGCCUCGGGCCAGCUGCCCUCGCUGGGCGGGUAG